CAUUUCUCCUCUCCUUCUCUGUAAAUCUUCUUCCUUGAUCCUGUUUCUCCUGAGGGUUUUAUCAGGGUUUUUCAAUUUCUCAAUCUUCCCUCCAUAUUUCCCUGAUCCCCAUCUCGGUUCUGAAUCAGGAAACCUUCAAAACCCUAGAAUUUUCAUUCUUCUAGGGUUUAAUUGAGGCUCCGAGAUUUGGUUCUCUUUCUUCAGUCCCUGCUUCAUUUAACUCGGGUUCUUGAAUUUCUGGAUUCUGUUGGAGUUUUUGGGAGUGGAGAUUCAUGGGGUGAAUGAUGAGGGAACAAGAGAAGCGAAUUUUGAUAUGAGGUUUUGAAUAUGAGCCAUGGAGGUGUGGAGAGUACAAGAGGGAGUGAAGGGGAGAGGAACUUGCCACCAGCAAGACCCAAAGCUGACGACUUUGGCCGAGAAGUGUCCAAGAUUGCAGUGGCACAGAUAUGUGAGAGUGUGGGGUAUCAGGGCUUCAAAGAGUCUGCUUUGGACGCCCUUUCUGAUAUUGCGAUUAAAUACCUUCGUGACUUGGGGAAGAUUGCAAGUUCUCAUGCUAAUUUAGCUGGUAGGACAGAAUGUAACCUUUUUGAUAUAAUUCGUAGUCUUGAAGAUUUGGGAGUUUCACAAGGAUUUUCAGGCACAUCAGAGAUUGGCAAUUGUUCUGUUGGAUCGGGCACAGUGAAGGAGAUAAUUGAGUUCAUUGAUUCCGAAGAGGAAAUUCCAUUUGCUCAACCAGUGUCAUAUUUUCCAGUUAUUAGGGAUAGGAAGAUGAUUCCUAGUUUUGAACACAUGGGUGAAAUCCCACCGGGGAAACAUAUCCCAACAUGGUUGCCAGCUCUUCCAGAUCCUCACACUUAUGUUCAGACACCUAUGUGGAAUGAGAGGGCAUCUGAUCCCCGUUCUGAUAAGAUCGAGCAAGCAAAGCAGCGGAGAAAGGCAGAGAGGGCUUUGUUGAGUUUGCAGCAGAGACUGGUGUGUAAUGGUUUGACAAGAAGUUCAGUUUUGGAGGAUCCAGGUGAUGGAAAGGAUGAUCAGCAAGAAGCUGGAACAAACCCUUUUCUUGCCACACCUUUGCAGCCUGGGAAGAAGGAUGUUUCUCAGAUCGUUUUGCCAGCAAAGCUUUCUGAAGAGGCGAUGAAUGGUAAUGAAGUUUCUGUUCUUAAGGCAUUUGCUCCUGCAAUUGAAGCGGUCAGAGGUUCAUUUUCUGAUGAUGGUGACGGUGAGAAGAAGCUACUUCCUGAGAAAAGGCCUGCUAUUAACUUUAAGUUCAGAACUGGCAAGAAACUUCUUGGUGAAUCAUUGGAUUUGAACAUACAGAAGAAAGAUGGUAGAAGAACAGCAAUAUUUUUACGGGAUGAUGAGAGGGAUGACAAAAAAAGGAGAGCCGAGUUUAUUCUUAGGCAAUCAAUUGAAAAUCCACUGGACCUCAACCAGUCAUAAUGUAUUUUUAGGUAGUAUUCAUCACAAAUCUCAUGAUUUUUAGUCAGUAGGAGCAGUGGGCCAUUGGAGGUUCUUUGUUAGGGUUUUCUUGCAUGGAUAUUGUGAGAUUCUAAUCAGGUAUGUCAGCAGUUGCUUUGAUGUCGCUGUAACUUUGGUCUGAAUUAAUUCUUUGAAUGAGGCUUUUGCCUUUGUUACCAUCUGAUGUUGUACUGAUGCCAUGAUUUCUAAUUUGGGGGAACCACAAAAAAAAUUUGUCUUCUAC
This is a messenger RNA of Rubroshorea leprosula, 1702 nucleotides long. The record is from the annotation of a GenBank genome assembly. Lineage: Eukaryota; Viridiplantae; Streptophyta; Magnoliopsida; Malvales; Dipterocarpaceae.